Molecule: messenger RNA, 1866 nt
Organism: Prosopis cineraria
Lineage: Eukaryota; Viridiplantae; Streptophyta; Magnoliopsida; Fabales; Fabaceae
Product: carnosic acid synthase-like
Exons: 2
Coding region: 73-1650 (525 amino acids)
Molecular function (GO): heme binding; iron ion binding; oxidoreductase activity, acting on paired donors, with incorporation or reduction of molecular oxygen
Source: RefSeq, a predicted model, not a curated record
CCUCACACGUUUAUAAUAGACAAAGUCCUUACAUCCUUCUUGCUUCAGAUUAAAUAUCUCAGUAUCGAUCCGAUGAUGACUCUACCAACUUACUUCCAGAACCUCACGGAUUUCAUAAACCAGUGGGAUUCUCUCACCCUUCUGUUUCUUGCUCUCUGGAGCAUUUUCUCAGUUACUUGGUACGUAUGCAUCUUCUUCAUCAAACUUAAUGCUAACCUACCCCCAGGUCCGCCAGGCCUUCCCAUAUUCGGCAAUCUUCUAUCUCUCGAUCCCAAUCUUCACUCCUACUUCGCUUCUCUUUCUCAAACCUAUGGUCCGAUCUUCUCGCUUCGGCUCGGAUCCAAACACGGUGUCGUCAUCACCUCCCCUUCAAUGGCACGGCAAGUUCUCAAAGACCAGGACGUCAUUUUCGCCAAUCGUGACGUCCCUGUCGCCGGCAGGGUGAUCACCUAUGAUGGAUGCGACGUAGUUUUUUCCUCUUAUGGAUCGAAGUGGCGAAUGUUGAGAAAAGUGCUUGUGCAAUGGAUGUCCAGAAACACCACCAUGGAUUUCGUCUAUGAGCUCCGUCGCGAGGAGGUCCGCAAGACUGUGGCUUAUCUAUAUAAUCGGGUCGGGUCACCGGUGGAUGUUGGGGAGGAGAUGUUUCUGACAGUGCUGAACACGAGCACACAUACGAUUUUGGGUCAGACCGGGGAAGGGGAUGAAGGGACUGAAAUGGGAUUAGAGUUCAGGGAAGUGAUGACGCUUAUCAUGGAGCUAAUUGGGAAACCUAACCUCUCAGACUUCUUUCCUUGCUUGGCUUGGUUUGAUUUGCAAGGUGUGGAGAAACAAAUGCGCAUGGUGCUCCAGCGGUUCGAUCAUAUCUUCGAGAAGAUAAUUAAGCAGCGGUUGAAGAAGAAGCAGCAGCAGCUUAUCAAUGGAAGCGAAGCGGAAGGAAGUAAGGACUUCUUGGAGUUCUUAUUGAAAAUGAAAGAUGAAACAGAUUCUAUGACGCCACUCAGCAUGGCAAACAUCAAGGCCCUCCUGGUGGAUAUGGUGAUAGGUGGGACCGACACAUCCUCUAAUACAAUUGAAUUCGCAAUGGCUCAUUUAAUAAAUGAGCCAAAGGUGAUGAAAAGAGUUCAAGAAGAAUUAGAUAGCAUAGUGGGAAAGAAUAACAUGGUUGAAGAAUCACAUAUACAAAAGCUACCAUAUUUGCUUGCUGUCAUGAAAGAAGUUCUAAGGUUACACCCCGUUGUUCCUCUUUUAGUUCCUCAUUGUCCAAGUGAAACCACAAGUGUGGGAGGCUAUGCAAUCCCAAAAGGCUCUCGUGUGUUUGUGAACGUGUGGGCAAUACAUAGAGACCCAUCCAUUUGGGACAAUCCUCUAGACUUUGAUCCUACAAGGUUCUUGGAUGCUCAAUAUGAUUACAAAGGGAGUGAUUUUAGUUAUUUACCAUUUGGUUUUGGACGAAGAGCAUGUGCAGGAAGAUCUGUGGCAGAAAGGACCUUUCUGUAUUGUGUUGCAACACUGAUACAUUUAUUUGAUUGGAAAGUACCACAAGACCAAAAGUUGGAUAUAUCAGAGAAGUUUAGUAUCGCACUGAAAAAGAAAACGCCUCUAAUUGCCAUCCCCACGCCACGAUUUUCCAACCCAGCUCUCUAUGAUUAGAAAAUGCAUAGUUACUAGCUAGUUGAAGGUAAUUUAAUUCCGGACUGUACUGUGGCCAAUCCGUUAAAAGAAUUUGAGUUUUUUUUUUUUUUGGUAAUUUUCUGUCAAGAAUGCAGUACUCUUGUUGGGAAGAAGGAGGUGCAAAUGUACCAGCAUUUACAUUAAUUGUAAUAGUGUAUGGUACAAAUAGGGGAACAGCUUGUUCAAUUGCUUCUA